Molecule: messenger RNA, 408 nt
Organism: Coffea eugenioides
Lineage: Eukaryota; Viridiplantae; Streptophyta; Magnoliopsida; Gentianales; Rubiaceae
Product: nucleoside diphosphate kinase III, chloroplastic/mitochondrial-like
Exons: 2
Molecular function (GO): nucleoside diphosphate kinase activity
Source: RefSeq, a predicted model, not a curated record
AUGAUAGCAUCUGCAAAAUCCAGGACACAAAGUAUGGAGCAGCUUCUAAGACCAUACGAAGAAGAGCAGAAAAGGCUGUCAAAGUCAAAGGAGAGAGUCUUGUUUGAAAGGCAAAGCUCCCUUGCUUGUUCCGAAGGGCGAACAAUAGUAGUUUCAUUGAGAGGAAGGGCAAUUAACCCUGCCGUGCAUGGCAGGGUGGAUCCAGGAAAUGCUUCUAGAAGUUGGAUUUCAGGGCUUCUUGCCCUUCCUGCAGCAGCUUACAUUCUCACAGAGCAAGAAGCACAUGCUGCAGAGUUGGAACGCAUUUUUAUUACCAUCAAGACUGAUGGGGUGCAGAGGGGAUUGAUUGCAAAAAUUAUAUCCCGCUUUGAACGCAAAGGUUUUAAGCUCAUGGCAAUCAAAAUUGUG